UUUUUAACUGAUCUAUAAAGUUGUGUGUAUAAAUUUUGUGUGACGGAACCGACACAACUCGAGCAAAUCGAGGUCAAAUUAUGUUCGCUGUGAAAUGUGCAGAACUACUUACUUUAUAGGAAUUUGUUCAAGUUGAAGUAUCAACACAUGACGUGAAACCAAAGCUUCUCAGACUUGUCUUGUAUUUUUGCAAAUGGUACGAUAGCCAAAACAUCAGAGCCUUGAAUGAUAGGUGGGAGCUCAGGUGUGCUCUGGACACACUCAAUAAUAUGUCUGCUGUUUGUGUGAUAAGGCACUAAUUUCAGUAUGUUAUUGUUGAAGAGCCCAAGGAUGUCUGGUGCUGAGUACACAGAGUCCCUGAGGCACCCAAUAAUAGGAAGACAGGGGAGCACCCAAACUAAAUGAGUGAAAAGGAAGACCAGACGAGCAAGUUUUCAUUCUUCUGUUCCAGACCAUCCAAACCUAAGACCAUGUUCAGACUAUUCAACUGUGGAGUCUGUCUCUGCUUGAUUUAUGUGUCUGUCCUCCUACAUGGACCUGCAGCCUUAACGUCAAAGGCUUCAACCCAGGAUCAGCUUCCAAAUGUGACAGAGGAGGACACAGGCUGGGAUUCACCGUUUCUUCAGCUGAGAGCCAGUCUGCCAUCUUACUCGCAGCCGAUUCGCCCAUACACCCUGCUGACAAACUCAGAAGACUACCACUACAUGCCCAAAUCUAGACAUCGCCGUCCCUCUCGCCUCCUGCGUAUUCUGGGAUCCUCUUUUGACCCGUUCUGGAUGUCCCUAGAUCAACCAUCUGAGGCCUCCGGGAUCUGGACUUUAGAGGGAGAUGAUGGUCCACCUCACUCACUACCUGCCAAAUUAUCCAACUACACCGCUUUCAGAGACAAGUUCAACUUGAGUGCCUCUCCAGAGCUGAGAGAGGCUGCAACAAACCAUCGCCAGAAGCUAGAAGAGGAAGCUGCAGGUCUGGACUUCGGGUUUCUGCCUUCAGAUGUUGUCAGCUCAGUCCGAGCCUGGCUGGUGCGCUCAGCCACAUGUGGAUUACGUUACCAGUGGGUGGAUCUGGGCGCUGCUUUCUGGCCACGUUGGCUGCGGCAGACUGAUUGUGAAAGAUCAGACGGAGUGCGAAGCUGCUCCUUUCCCAGUGGGAUGGAGUGCAUUCGAGCUCAAACAGCGUACAUAAAGAUUCUGGCUUGGCACUGCUUGGAGAUCAGAGAGGAAGAGGAAGGUGAUGGGUCCAGAAGGAUUAAGGCUAACAGGUCUGAUGGCAGCACUGAGAUGGGGACAAGUGAAGCAAUGAGAAGGUGUUCAUGGAAGCAGGUGCCGUAUCCUGUGGUCACAGCUUGUACAUGCUCAUGUAAAUGAAUAUUUUUCUCACCAGUGCUUCAAAUUUUCAGCUCACCUGCAACCGGGGCUCCAUAUGCUUAUGUAUUUUUUUUUUUUUUUUUUUUUUUACUGUGAUUGAAUUGAUUUUACUCAUGUAAGAAAAAAAAAGUCAAAUUUCUUGUGCAUCACUGGUAUUUGUUUUAGGUAGAGUAUAAUAAACAUAUUUGCUCUUGAUGGUUAAAUACUUUCUCAAGAAAAGUUGUUACCUUUUGCACAAACUGCCUUUGUGUUUAAGUAGAGAUUACUUAUUCACUUUCCUUAUUUUGAGAUAGCCUGGGGAUUUGAACUUACAACAUUUUGGUCACAUGCCUGCCUCUUUAAACUUCAAGUAAAUGUCUUCUAUUGCUAAUAAUAUGGGUCCCAUACUGCUAUGUGGGUCAUGCAACAUUAACAUUCAUGUGGGAAAAUAUUGUAUCAUUGUGUUUCAAGCAGUGGUUGCAAUACUCUGUGAUCAAGACUUGUUACUUCCUCUUUUUCACCUUUUCUCAAUUACUGUCUCAUGGGUGAAUCUGAGUUUCAGAUUUUGUCCUUUUGUGCCAUUUUAAGGUGUUAGCAUAUAAUUGCAGAAGCUGAAGCAGUUUUCAAAAGCCAACAGUGAAUGUGUAUGGUUUUCAGUCUGCUUUCUUUCUCAUAUGACAUAUGCAAAGCCAUCGCUUGAAGUUGAAACUAUAUUUUUUAUUGAUGAUUUAUAAUGCUAUUUAAUCAUUAUUCAUCUGUAUGAUAAUCACAUGUUACUAUUAAAAAAGGUUUGAAAAAAGU
Messenger RNA from Thunnus maccoyii (southern bluefin tuna), 2147 nucleotides. RefSeq names its product noggin-2-like. The coding region runs from base 402 to 1367 and encodes 321 amino acids. NCBI's taxonomy places the organism in Eukaryota, Metazoa, Chordata, Actinopteri, Scombriformes, Scombridae. The record is from RefSeq and is a predicted model, not a curated record. Gene Ontology annotation, biological process: dorsal/ventral pattern formation; negative regulation of BMP signaling pathway; negative regulation of cell differentiation. The transcript has a single exon.